Sander lucioperca (pikeperch) is the source of this 1321-nucleotide messenger RNA. Its product is annotated as tubulin alpha chain-like. The transcript has 3 exons. Gene Ontology annotation, cellular component: cytoplasm; microtubule. NCBI's taxonomy places the organism in Eukaryota, Metazoa, Chordata, Actinopteri, Perciformes, Percidae. Gene Ontology annotation, biological process: microtubule cytoskeleton organization; mitotic cell cycle. Gene Ontology annotation, molecular function: GTP binding; structural constituent of cytoskeleton. Bases 253 to 1143 code for a protein of 296 amino acids. The record is from RefSeq and is a predicted model, not a curated record.
CUGGAACCUACUGUCAUCGAUGAGGUGCGUACAGGAACCUACCGGCAGCUGUUCCAUCCUGAGCAGCUGAUUACAGGAAAGGAAGAUGCUGCCAACAACUACGCCCGUGGACACUACACCAUCGGCAAGGAGAUCAUUGAUCUGGUUCUUGACAGGACUCGUAAACUGGCUGAUCAGUGCACUGGCCUGCAGGGAUUUCUAAUCUUCCACUCCUUUGGUGGAGGCACUGGCUCAGGUUUCACCUCCCUGCUGAUGGAGAGACUCUCCGUUGAUUAUGGCAAAAAGUCUAAGCUUGAGUUUGCUGUCUACCCAGCCCCCCAGAUUUCCACAGCUGUAGUAGAGCCUUACAACUCCAUCCUGACCACCCACACCACUCUGGAGCACUCCGACUGCGCCUUCAUGGUGGACAACGAGGCUAUCUAUGACAUCUGCCGCAGGAACCUCGAAGUUGAACGCCCGUCAUACACCAACCUGAACAGGCUCAUCAGCCAGAUAGUCUCGUCCAUCACAGCGUCACUUCGCUUUGAUGGAGCCCUGAAUGUUGACCUGACAGAGUUUCAGACCAAUUUGGUACCCUACCCUCGUAUCCACUUCCCUCUGGCCACCUAUGCUCCAGUCAUCUCUGCAGAGAAAGCCUACCAUGAGCAGUUGUCAGUUGCUGACAUUACCAAUGCUUGCUUUGAGCCAUCCAAUCAGAUGGUGAAGUGUGAUCCUCGUCAUGGUAAAUACAUGGCCUGCUGUCUGCUGUAUCGUGGUGAUGUGCUGCCCAAAGAUGUCAACUCUGCCAUUGCAGCCAUCAAGACCAAACGCAGCAUCCAGUUUGUAGACUGGUGCCCCACAGGCUUCAAGGUGGGCAUCAACUAUCAGCCUCCAACGGUGGUUCCUGGAGGAGACCUGGCCAAGGUGCAGAGAGCUGUGUGCAUGCUGAGCAACACCACAGCCAUCGCUGAGGCCUGGGCCCAUCUCGACCACAAGUUUGACCUCAUGUACGCCAAGAGAGCCUUUGUCCACUGGUAUGUUGGGGAGGGCAUGGAGGAGGGAGAGUUCUCAGAAGCCAGAGAAGAUAUGGCUGCCCUGGAGAAGGAUUAUGAAGAGGUUGGCACUGACAGCAUGGGAGAGGAGGAUGAAGGAGAGGAAUACUGACUUUCCUAAGGCCUGCAUUUAAGACAAAGUACAUUGAUAUUGAAUUCUUGUUUUAAAAUACGACAUUUAGUUUUUUUGUAGUAAAGAAAAAAUGUAGGUCAAAUAAUUUGGUUCAGAAAAUAACACAUUUGAAUGAUCCAAAAUAUUAACGUUAUCCUCAAAACAGAGCAAAAUGGUA